Molecule: messenger RNA, 4997 nt
Organism: Loxodonta africana (African savanna elephant)
Lineage: Eukaryota; Metazoa; Chordata; Mammalia; Proboscidea; Elephantidae
Gene: IMPDH2
Product: inosine monophosphate dehydrogenase 2
Exons: 14
Coding region: 135-1637 (500 amino acids)
Biological process (GO): GTP biosynthetic process
Cellular component (GO): cytoplasm
Molecular function (GO): IMP dehydrogenase activity
Source: RefSeq, a predicted model, not a curated record
CGGCCUCUGCGGCGCGGUCCUCGGAGACACGCGGCUGCGUUCUGUGCUGGUCAUGGCCGACUACCUGAUUAGCGGGGGCACCUCCUACGUGCCAGACGACGGGCUCACAGCUCAGCAGCUCUUCAACUGCGGGGAUGGCCUCACCUACAAGUGCGGGCCUCUCGGGCUUACCCGCGCGAAGAGAGGGGCGUGACUUUCUCAUUCUUCCUGGGUACAUUGACUUCACUGCAGACCAGGUGGACUUGACCUCUGCGCUGACCAAGACUAUUACUCUGAAGACUCCACUGGUUUCCUCCCCCAUGGACACAGUCACCGAGGCUGGGAUGGCCAUAGCUAUGGCGCUUACUGGCGGAAUUGGUUUCAUCCACCACAACUGUACACCUGAGUUCCAGGCCAACGAAGUUAGGAAAGUAAAGAAAUAUGAACAAGGAUUUAUCACGGACCCUGUGGUCCUCAGCCCCAAGGAUCGUGUGCGGGAUGUGUUUGAGGCCAAGGCGCGGCAUGGCUUCUGUGGUAUCCCCAUCACAGACACUGGCCGAAUGGGGAGCCGCUUGGUGGGCAUCAUCUCCUCGCGGGACAUUGAUUUUCUCAAGGAGGAGGAGCACGACCGUUGUUUGGAAGAGAUCAUGACAAAACGGGAAGACUUGGUGGUGGCCCCUGCAGGCAUCACAUUAAAAGAAGCAAAUGAAAUUCUGCAGCGAAGCAAGAAGGGAAAGUUGCCCAUUGUAAAUGAAGACGACGAGCUGGUGGCCAUCAUUGCCCGGACAGACCUGAAGAAGAACCGCGAUUAUCCGUUGGCCUCUAAAGAUGCUAAGAAGCAGCUGUUGUGUGGAGCGGCCAUUGGCACACAUGAAGAUGACAAGUACCGGUUGGACUUGCUGGCCCAGGCUGGUGUGGAUGUUGUGGUUCUGGACUCUUCCCAGGGAAAUUCCAUCUUCCAGAUCAACAUGAUCAAGUACAUCAAAGAGAAAUACCCCAGUCUACAGGUCAUUGGAGGCAAUGUGGUGACUGCUGCUCAGGCCAAGAACCUCAUUGAUGCAGGUGUGGAUGCCUUGCGGGUGGGCAUGGGCAGUGGCUCCAUCUGCAUCACCCAGGAAGUGCUGGCCUGUGGACGGCCCCAGGCAACAGCUGUGUACAAAGUGUCAGAGUAUGCACGGCGCUUUGGGGUCCCAGUCAUUGCUGAUGGAGGAAUACAAAACGUGGGUCAUAUUGCCAAAGCCUUGGCCCUCGGGGCCUCCACGGUCAUGAUGGGCUCCCUCUUGGCUGCUACUACUGAGGCGCCUGGUGAAUACUUUUUCUCUGAUGGGAUCCGACUGAAGAAAUACCGUGGUAUGGGUUCUCUUGAUGCCAUGGACAAGCAUCUCAGCAGCCAGAACCGAUAUUUCAGUGAAGCCGACAAAAUCAAGGUGGCCCAGGGAGUGUCUGGGGCUGUGCAGGACAAAGGAUCCAUCCACAAAUUUGUCCCCUACCUGAUUGCGGGCAUCCAACACUCCUCUCAAGACAUUGGUGCCAAGAGUUUGACCCAACUCAGAGCCAUGAUGUAUUCUGGGGAACUCAAAUUUGAGAAGAGAACAUCCUCAGCUCAGGUAGAAGGUGGUGUCCACAGCCUCCAUUCGUAUGAAAAGCGACUUUUUUGAUCCAGCAACCCCUCCUCGGUUUUUCAAUAAAAGCUUGAAAAAAGUGAUGCCUGGUUUUUGAGGUCAGCUGGAAGGGUGGGGCUCUGCAGCUGCCACCACCACAGAUGCACACGAACACGACUACCUCAUUUCCAGGAAGAGCCCUGAGAUAAGGGUGCUCCAUGGUCCUGGAAGAGUUCGAGGUGUCCCCCCUUGAGGCUGCCCACAGGGCUUCCUGGUAGCCCAAAGCUUGGCCACACGUCACCAGAUCAAGACCCAUGUACAUGUUACCUAAUUUGAAUCUCUAAAGGACCUUGUGGGGAAAGAAAACAUUGAGAUCUUUUCUAAUCUGCAUGUGAACAAAUAGGCAAAUCAGGCUUGGGAGAGAUGCACAUACUGCCUCCCUGCCUCUGGAGGGCCAGGAGUCUCACAGAGUCUAGAUGAAAAAAAGUGACCCCUUGGCUCUUUCACAGUCCCCACUGAUAGCCCACUGAGCCAGCGGUCCCUAGCCAACAACACAUCUAGUACAAAACAGGAGAAAUGGUUAUUAAUAGUCUGGCCAACAAGUGUGAAAAUAUUGGGAGCUUGUACCCCAUGGAAAGGGCUAGGGCCUUCCUGGAUGACAGGUCAGUUCCUACUGGUUCAUUCUGCAGCCUGGGCCAGAGAUGGUGUGAGUGCAGUCUGUCCAGGUGGUGGGAUGAGAGCAGCUCCUGCCACACGGCCUUCAUGACACAGGAAGUUGAAGGUGGCACAGGCAUUGGGCUGCAAGAGAAUGCAGGUGUCAGCCUGGCUUUGGCUAGGCCUGGGCUUCUGGCAGCUUGCCCAAGUCCUGGUCCUCACCGUGUCCUGCACUUCCACAGCGAUGCCCCGUUGUCUUACGGCUUGAAGCACCUCAGGCUGCAGCCGCUCCAUUCGGUCUCCUGUGCCCACCACAACAAUUUCUAGGGAGGGAUAGGCACAGCUAGUCUACAACCUCGUCUGUUUAGAUCCUGGGGUAGGGGUGGCCUUCUGGGGCUCAGGACAACGCAGCCCUGCCCUCCCCCCAUACCUAUCCGGGGCUCCAACAUCCAGAAGAGGGAGAAACUCUCUUCAGUGAUGUCCUGGUGGGAUCCUACCUGUGUGAGGAGGAGGCAGUUUCAAUAGGAAAACCAAAUUCCUGCAGCUUCCUCCCAGAUCCUUCUACACCACUACGGGGCAGCAGAGAAACGCCAAGUCUGCCAGGAACAGAAACAGGCCGGCCUGAGACUCGCGCUCCUCGUAGGGGAAAGACUCACGUUCCACUGCACCACGGAGUGCGGGAGCAGCGCGCAGGGCCCGAGCACGCGGUCUCCGUUAACGGUGAAGCCGCGGCUGCUGUAGCUGUCGAUGCACAUGGUGUGCGGUGACUCGCGUUGCAGCAGUGAGAUGCGCGUCCGCUGGUACAGCUCGUCGUCCGUUGGCGUGAGCCGAUACCCACACCGUGGGGCCCUGCAGGAGGGGUACGGUCAGGGGAGCGAUACUCCGAAUCACCAAAACUGGGAAGAAACAGGGUGUGGGGGCGGGGGUUGGAAGGAACGGGGCCCGGGGUCGGUGGUCAUUGGGUGCGGGAAGGCUCGGGGUGCGGGUGCCGGUCUUCGGGGGCGUCAAGGAACGGGGCGCAGGGUUCGGGCUCACCACAGCAGCUCGGUGGGCGGACAGCGCAGGGCGGGACGCGCCCGGUACAAGCCCCGAAGGGCAAAGGCGGCAGCCAUGACGAACCGGAGCCUAGAGGAGCUGGCGUCGGUUUGGCGAGGCUGUGACGCAGCCCGACACAACGCGGAUACAGCGCCCCCUGCGGCCCGGCCGGCACAGCGCAGUUCGGCCGGCCCAGUCGGGGAAGAGGGAGCCGGCCAGUGCCAUCUGUCCCGGGAGGGCGUGUCUCCCGGCGCAGCUCCGGUGUCAGCACCUACCGCCCGCCCCUCCCCGGGCCCCCGCCGGCAGUCCCAGGGGAGCAGGGCACCUGGCGGCGUGGCUGGCCUCACGGCACAGACUGGGCCCCAGCCGCGGCCUGCUGCCUCGGCUCUCAGCCAUUACGAAGGACUCCAGGGGCCCAGGGCGGGGCGGCCGCGCACCUGGUCGUGGCCUGCACACCUGGCCAGGGCGUGGAGCCAGCCUUCGAGUCCCUCUAAUCCCCAGCUUUGGGGCGUCGGGUUCCAGGGGCGAGGCGGGCGACUCAGGUUUCUCCGCCUCACCACCGAAUCACGCCCCUCCUCAACCGUCAUCCCCGCGACCGUUGACGGCGCCGCCGCGCGCCGCGGGGGGCGUGGCCGCGCGUGGAUUGGCUUCACGGGAGUGCGAGGGGGUGUGGCCGGUGGCUUCACCUUAAAAUGGCUCCAAGGCUGCGUCCAGAGCAAGCGGAAGGGGACGCCGCGGAAGGGCUAGUGGUGGCUUAUCGAUUGGCAGCCAUCGGGCCGGACCGGACCAGACGUUGAGCUAGACAGCGGCUGAAGCGUCGCCGUGGCCUCGCCCGUUCUGCUUGCGUCCCGAGAGUUCCCGCCCCCAUCUUGAGCCGAGUCAGAAGGCCUGCUGGCGCGAGAGGCGCUGGCGGCCCCGCGGGGUUCGGGCAUCUUCGCGCGUCAGCCUGGCCAUGGCCUCGGGGGAACGUGGCCGCGUCUCCUACCGGUGUGGCCGGGAGGACGGGCGGGCGGCUAGACAUACCGGGGCCUUGCUGUUGGUCGGCCGGAGCCAGUCCACAAUGGGCUCCCGGCGGUCCCGCCGCCGCCAUGUGGGCUCGUUUGGCCCCUGGCGUUUCGGGCGCUGAUAGCGUCACCGGACAAAGGCCCGGACGCGGGGGUGCCCCAAGGCGGGCGCGCGUGGGCUCACUUCCUCCUCAGCCCGGCGGGUGCGCUUCCCUCUUGGCCGGUCUUGAAGCCCUCCCCACCACCGGCCCUGUAGCCCCGGCUGCGUGGGACCCGCAGGACUAAUCUUGUCCGGUGGAUCUAAUCCGGAUGGGGACCCGGUCCCAGGGGAGGCCCGCACCCCCCCACCCCCCGGGGUUAGGAAUAGGGGAUUCUGGUGUGGCACGAAGGCGAGGGACCUGGGGGCAGGAGCUCCCUCCCCCCACGGCGGGACAGCGGGCAACGGAAUCCCAAAAGCAGCUGUUGUCUCCAGAGCAUUCCAGCUGCGCUUGGAUUUCGUUCCCUGCUCUCCUGCCUGAGCAGCGUCUUGGCCCAGAUGGGGUGGGCUAGUCGUGACCCCCAGAUAUACUUUGCCGGGCCGCUCUGGUCUCCCCCCGUCAAGUGCGCCCUCAGGCUGAUGGUGACGGGUAUAGACGCGGGAGAGCUAGGACUGGUGGUUCUUUCUGGAACCCCGGAGAGCACUGGCGGGGGAGGGCAGGCCCAGGGCCUCUGGGUAGCGCUGCAA